This is a messenger RNA of Trichobilharzia szidati, 2847 nucleotides long. The record is from the annotation of a GenBank genome assembly. NCBI's taxonomy places the organism in Eukaryota, Metazoa, Platyhelminthes, Trematoda, Strigeidida, Schistosomatidae.
GUUGACUACAACGAUAGUAUGAUGACGAUUUAUUCAAUCAUAUAGUUGUCUAGUAAAUUACACCACUUUUAACUAACGCCAUACAUCAAAGUGAGAAUUGGACAUUGAAUAUUGAAAGCUAAAUUUUAAUUAACCUUGUUGUCACAUUAGAUUGUUUGUUUCAUCACAGUGUUGAGAAGAUAAAAAAAAACAGUCAUGGAGAAAUUACAACAACUUUUACAACAACAACAGCAACAACAACAACAAAUACAAAAUCAAUUGUAUCAAAAUUCUUUCAGGAAAGAUGAACAACCUCCUCGAGAAGAAGACGAAGAAGAAGAAGAAGAAGAAGAGAUGGGAGAAGAAGAUAUCGAGGAAGAAGAUGAAUCAUUACAAGAAUUCUUACAACCUCAAUCACAACAACAACAACAACAACAACAAUCACAGGAGCAGCAAUCACGCAGAUCAUCUAAACCUGAGCUUCCAGCAGCACAGGAACAAUUACUUCAACAGAAAUUGUCUGAAUUACAAUCCUCACAGAGUAAAAAACAACAAGCCCCUGCACCACCAGUCCUGCAACAACAAGAACCGAAGAAACCUGAGUUUUCAGUCCGUCAUCAACCAAUACCCCAACCUGUAUCCCAGCAGCAGCAACCGUCGCAACAAGGACAGAAGUCACAAGCACCACCACCACCACCAGCACAACAACAACCUGCAGCUAUGUUAAAUGGUGAUCAUUUAAAGCAUGAAUCUGACUUGACAAAACCUCCUUCAAUUCAAGUGAGUCAAUUCGACAGAAAAUUUCGAAAUUCAUGGCGUAAAUCACCAGAGGAUUUUACAGCGAAACAGCAACAACAACAACAGCAAAUGGUAACGAAGAAAGCCAGUAAAUUAUCAGAGAAUGAUAUUAGUUCACAAGCAGAUGAAGAGGGAGAAGAAGGCGAUAUUACAGAAGAUGAUGUUUACAGGCUACACGAUGAAUUAGAACAUGCUCAUUUACAGAAUAAUGAAAUGAAAAAAGCCUUGAAUGAAGCACGUACAAUUAUUGAUCAACAACAAAAUCAACUGACGGAAUUUCGUCGAUUAGCUGCACAAUAUCAAACAGAUACAGAAGCUUUUAAAAUGAAAAGUAUGUUUCUGUUGAAUAAUACACAAACACGUGAUGAACAAGUCACUGUGUUAAUGGAGGCAUGUGAACGUUUAGAAGCUGAAAUUGACGCUUUAACUUGGCAAUUAGAUCAAGCUAAGCAUUCACUAGACUUAAAAACACAAGAAUGUGAUUUUCUCAAUGAACAGCUAGAUGAAAUUCAAUUGAAUGCUGGUAGUAAUAGUACUAUGAAUCACAAUCAUAUUCAUACUAAUAAUAAUAAUUUAAUGAACGGUCAUGGUCAUCAUGAUUCUGCUGAUCAUAUAAUUGCUGAGAAUAUGGAUAAAGCGAAUACGGGGACAGAUCAGUUGCGUUCAACACUAAGCACAGAGUAUCGAUCCAUUAUUGGUAAUAAUAAUAAUAAUCAUACAGGACAUAUGAAUACAAUGUCGACUGGAUUAAAUAUGAACGCUGCGAAUGAUUUAAGCCUACAUAUGGAGUUGCAAAAACUUCAAGAAGAAAUUGAAGUUUAUCGUAAAAAAGAAGAGGAUUGGGAAAAAAUACAUGUGGAACUGUUGCAAAGACAAAAAAUUCUUGAAGAAGAGAAAAAACAACAAGAACUGGUGAUUGGUCGAUUAGCCGGUGAACAGGUAGCGAAAAAUAAAGCUGAGAAUCCACAGGAUAAUGAUGUUGAAAAUGAUAUCCCACUUGAAAUAGUAGCAACAUUGAAUAAUUUACACGAAGAGAAAACCACAUGGAAGUUGUAUGCAUCAAGUUUAGUACGUAGUUUUGUUGAAAAUUGUGAAGAAUUUAUUCGUAAAACUCCGUAUAAUGAACCCUACUUUGAAAGUGACGGGGAACGUCGAUGGUAUACUUAUUCAAUGCAUUUACUUGAAAAUCUCUUACACGUGGCCCCAUAUAUGCUGGCUAAAAGUGAUUUAGACUUAUUAAAACGUACAGUAACAAAAACAACAACAAAAACAGCAUUUCAACAAAAAAGAAAUCCUUAUCUCUCUGGGGGUGGUGGUCAUGGUAGUAGUGUCAGUGAACCACAAUUAAUUACUACAUCAGAUUUCCCAUUGUCUGCAUCACAAAUACAAUUACAAAAUCGGAAUAUGAAUGUAGGACAGCUGACAACCUCUGAAUUUGCACAAUUAUCAGCGUCAUCAGUAUCACUAGCACCACCGAUGUUAGGACAAUCAUCGAUGCAACAACAAUCGAUGCUUGGACAAGAACAACAAUUAUUCACUCAGAUGUCUUAUCCAUCAGGAAUGUCCACACAGAAGAAUAUGUCUGAACGGGCGGCAAGAGCUGCAUCCAAGUCGAUUCCAGAUUUAUAUCGUAAGAAAAAACAAAGAUAAGCGCAUGAACAAGAUAUAAGAUAAGAACAAGUUGAAAUGUGCAACAUGCGAAAAUACCUAAAUUCAUAGAAUAAAUACAAAUGCACAUCAUUGUACAUAAAAUUAUCUAUCUUUAAAGUUCCAAGACAACAGAAACUGUAUAUAACUAAGGUUAUAUAUAUACACAUAUACAUACAUAUCAUACCUAGCUGAGUGAAUUUCACCAUAUAUCCACUUUAUCUGCCUUUUUUUCCGUAUUCCUGACAUAAAGUAAAGUGAACAAGUGCCUUUUUAUUAUACUUAAGAGAUAACAAUUCAUUUAUUUAUCUUGUGUACGUACAUAUUUGUUUCUGAGUUUUUUUAAUACUUUUCUAAGACUUAAGAAUUGUUUUUUCUUUCUUUAUCUUUCGCAAAGAAUAAAACAGUAUGGAUAGCCUGUGA